Colius striatus (speckled mousebird) is the source of this 4646-nucleotide messenger RNA. RefSeq names its product egl-9 family hypoxia inducible factor 3 (gene EGLN3). Gene Ontology annotation, molecular function: L-ascorbic acid binding; ferrous iron binding; peptidyl-proline 4-dioxygenase activity. Gene Ontology annotation, biological process: cellular response to hypoxia; peptidyl-proline hydroxylation to 4-hydroxy-L-proline. NCBI's taxonomy places the organism in Eukaryota, Metazoa, Chordata, Aves, Coliiformes, Coliidae. The record is from RefSeq and is a predicted model, not a curated record. Bases 298 to 1023 code for a protein of 241 amino acids. Gene Ontology annotation, cellular component: cytoplasm; nucleus. The transcript has 5 exons.
CACACAUCCCGCACGUAGCCGGCGCGGUCAGCGGCGGGGGGUUGGUUGUUGCUGCAGGCUUUGCAUCGGCCGAGACCCUUCCCGCACGGCCCUGCUGGGUUCCGCACGCUGUUCGGGCAGCGGCAGCGAGGGGAUACAGGAGCGCCGGGCCGCGGAGCGCGGCGCAGCCCAGCCUGCCGCGGCGAAAGUUUUGUCUCGCCUGGCCCCGCGCCGCGGCGGAGCCACUGCCCGGCCCGGCCUGGAGCCAGCGGGCAUCGCGUCUCGACAGGGCAGCGGCGCGCCCGUCACCGCCACGCCAUGCCACUGGGACACAUCAUGAGGCUCGACCUGGAGAGAAUCGCUCUAGAGUACGUCGUGCCCUGCUUGCACGACAUAGGCUUUUGCUACCUGGACAACUUCUUGGGGGAGGUCGUGGGGGAUUGCGUCCUGGAGCGGGUGAAGCGAAUGCACCGCGACGGGGAGCUGGCCGACGGGCAGCUUGCCGGCCCCAGCCGCGGCGUCGCCAAGCGGCACCUCCGCGGCGACCAGAUCAAGUGGAUCGGAGGCACGGAGGAGGGCUGCGAGGCCAUCAACUUCCUCCUCACGCUGAUAGACCGGCUGGUGAUGUACUGCGGGAGCCGGCUCGGCAAGUACUACGUGAAGGAGCGAUCCAAGGCUAUGGUUGCUUGCUAUCCUGGAAAUGGAACAGGGUAUGUUCGUCAUGUGGACAAUCCAAAUGGUGACGGGCGCUGCAUCACCUGUAUUUAUUACCUGAAUAAGAACUGGGAUUCCAAGCUACAUGGUGGAAUUCUUCGGAUAUUCCCAGAGGGAAAGUCCUAUGUAGCAGAUGUUGAGCCGAUUUUUGAUCGAUUACUUUUUUUUUGGUCAGAUCGAAGGAACCCACAUGAAGUCCAGCCUUCUUAUGCAACCAGAUAUGCCAUGACUGUGUGGUAUUUUGAUGCUGAAGAAAGAGCAGAAGCCAAAAAAAAGUUCAGGAACUUAACCGAUGCAAGGAAGAGAGAAGCACCUCUUAAUGAGGACUGAUCAACUGCCUCUGAACUCUUUGUGAGGAAACAAGAUCCCAAAGAUGACUUCCAUUUCCAGCGAACAAGGGCAAAUUCUUGUUGUGCACAAGAAUGCACUGGUUGUAUCUAGCAUGUGCAUCUUAUAUUGAUGGUACUUAGGGCAGCCUCCUGUCAUGCCUGCAUUUGGCAGAAGGAAUACUUGUUUUCUAUUUGCCUUUUGCUGGAAAAAGUAACCAGGGCUAAAAAAAUUAAAAAAAAAAAAAAAUUCACUAAACCUAAUGGUAGUGACUCAACCAACUGGCUCUUGGUCGCUUUUGUAGAUAAGAUAAUGAUCAUUGGAACUAGUGGUAAAAACCUGAGUCUUAUUUGCACUUUGUGGGGAAAAGAAAAAAAAAUCUAGCUCAAUGGGAAGGAGCUUUACAAGUUUAAAAUCUGUGGCGGACUGCUAAAGGGCAAGGAGAGAUAUUGGAAAUAUGAAAUUAAACUGAAUUUUUGUAGAGUAUCAUCUUAUGAUCUGUCCCACACGGGCUUGCUGAUGUAUUGUUCAUUGCUUUGCUGAGCAGAAUGUUGGCUCAGCUCUCUGACAGCAUGCCUUUCCAAACAGAUUUUUUUCUACACAGUCACUGCAUUUCAUGGAUUUUGUUUGCUUUUCAAGAGUCAAGUUCUAGCUCAGCUGCUCUUUCUGUCCCAGGACUGAGGGGGGAGUAGUUAUGCAUCUGUCCACAACUUUGUAAAACCAUUUCCUUUCUGUUCUGAGCAGGAUGGAUUGUACAUUUUCUAUAUUUUGUGUUUGAUAAAGCAGCUGUUUUCUCCCAAAAAUUUGGUAAGCUUGGAAGGCUAAUGGCACACAAUACAAUGUCACUAAAGACCAGUCAUAUGGAAAGUGUUAUUUUCAUGACUAUCUACUAUGUUUUGUAUGACACAGAUAUAAAUCUGAAAGAAAAAGCUUUGUUUGGCAGUCUAUCAAAUACAUCAUAAAUAAUGGGUAGCUUAGACUUGAUUUCUAUGCUACUUAUCCUUAGUUAACACAGUUUAACUUUGCAUGCCUGUGUAAUUUGAGUGAAGAUUCCAUUUCAAUUGAUCUGUUAUGCCAGGUAACCACUUCUGCUGUGCCCAAGCUGUGAUAUCAGAGUUGUUCAAAUGGCAAAGCACAGAUUUUUUUUUUUUUUUCUUCCAUUAUUUUUUUUUAACUUACUAGACUCGGUGAGUAACUGGUGAGCUAUCUCCAACCUGCCUAAGCUUCUACAGCCAGCACUUACUAUGCAGUCCAGCAUAGCUCUUAAUGAAGCUGGGAUCUGAGGUAGAUACAUUUAUCACUCACACUAAUUGUUCUCAACCCAAUACACUUGCUUGCAUUAAUUUUGGUCUCAUGUUGUCAGUGUGCAUGUCAGACUUUCCUAACUGUUCCAGACAGAUGCCUUGUUUGGCAUCCUAUGUUUUCAUGUGCUGCAGCCCGUGGUGGUACAGUUGGCCUGUGUGACUGCCAGCCCCUGGCCCAGUUGGCCGUGCCUCAUGUGGAAGAGAAAUAACCUUCACAUUAAAGAAAUGCAGUAGAAAUGGAGUAUUGUUGUAAGCAGAUCUAUCUCUAAAAAAAAAAAAAAAAAAAAAAAAAACAAAAAAGCUGGCCAUCUUUUGACCUGUCCUUGAAUUCUAAAUGUAAAUAGGAUAGUGCUAAAAAAACCCUCCUUCUCUCUGGCUUCUCCCAGAGAUCCAGCCAUGGUUGUACGGGCUGGACUUUGUGCAGCCUGACCACUUUGCACCUUAAGAGAGGAAUAUGAGGGAACAUGUGUGACAGAUACUCAAGACUAGAAAAGGACAAAUAAUUUGAUAAAUGUUCUUUAAUGUUAAGAAAAACAUGAUUCUGCUACAGUUGCUUCUAAGCAGCAUGACAGACUUGAAGGAAAGUUAACCAUAACUUGAAAUUCUUAUUUUGCAAUGUUCAUGUGGGAGGAGAAAGGGUUAGGGCUCUUCUCUUAGAGGGAGAGGAAGCCCACUGAAAGAGGGGAAGUGUUGAAAAAGGGGAGCCACAGGAUUAUUAUUUAAAAAGUAGGAGGGGAGAGAGGGGGACUCAGCUUGUAUUACUAUGCAAAAUUGAUAAUGGCAUGUAAAUUUGAAAUUUUAAAUUAUUUUAAAGGGGGCAAAGACAGCUGAAACAGCAGAGCAAGUCUUGCUUUGCAUUUAGAAACUAUAACCUUGAAAAAAUGCACUAUGAUGAGAUGUUGGUACGCAUCUCACCAGAGCCUAGAACAGUGGAAAAGCGAUGGGGUGGGAGCAUAAAGGCUUUGUAUAAAGGCCAGAAAAGAAAGGUACUUCAGUUACCACACCUGCUACCACCUGGCUUCAGCAGUGGUCAGCAACAUGUGUGGUGGAUAGAACACGGAGCAGUAUACAUUCAUUGUAAAUAAAGUACAUAGUUUAAUUUUUAGCCAAUAUCUUCUUGAUCUAGAUAGAGAAGAGAGCAAUUUUUCUGUCUGAGAGCAUUGUCUUUUUUUAUUAAGACAUAUAGUUAAGUACAAAAAAGUUGAGGGCAGAGGAUUUUAAAACCAAUUCUGCAGUCCUCUAUUCCAGACCUUUACCCUGUUUCCAGGUCAGUGGGAUGAUCUCCUUGAAGAUGCUGUAGUUUAAUUGCAGGGGUGGUUGGGGUGUUGGUCAUGUAGGAAUCUGCAGGCUUGAUGUUUUCUACACAGAUUUUUCUUGCCUGUCUCUGGGAUUGUUGCAAAGUGCUCUGCAAGAAGGAAUUUGUCUGAAGAACUGUGGGGGAAGCAGACUGCUGCAGUAGGGAGAGUGUUCAAGGUUGAGCUUGUGAUUUGUCUUCAUGGCAAACCAUUUGUAACAUCUAUGGCUAAAUAGUACUUGUCACUUGGUUGUGAGAGUGUUUUUUCAAAGGCGUUUAAUUUUUAGUCCUCCAGAAGUUUUCCUGGGGUUGUUUUUUUUUUUAACCUUUACAUAAUGUGCCUUCAUCGUUCCUAUCUGUGAACAUGUUACAUGCCACAUGUGUAUGUCAUGCAAGUUUUUCAUGGUUCCAUUUCCAAAUGCAAUUGCACUGGAAAAAUCUGCAGGACCAUCAACCCACAGUUUGCAACAGAUGUGUUUUGUUGUGCAGGGAGGAAAAAGGCCAGGAGACAGUACUGAAAAUUAAAAGACUAUUUUUAUUCUUAGAUAUGUAAACACUGGCCUUCUGAGCAAAUUAGCCUCUAAUAAAUCUUGUUUUCUUGAGAUUACUUCUGGUUCUGCGAGGAAUGGCCUCUGCAAAGUAGUGUCUAAAAAGAUCUUUUUUUUCCUUCUCUCUUUAAACAAUUUUAGUCCUUUCCUGUUGUGUUUUUUAAAAUGUUGGAAUAUAUUAUAUGUAUUUGUUGUUGUUGCAAAAUAGCUGGCUCUAACACCACUUGCAUCUAGAAGAAAAUGUAUCUAUUUGCAGGCAAAUAAUUAGUUCUACUUUGACUGUGACAUACUCCCAGCAGAUAUCUUCUCUUGUCAGGUUGUAUGCUGGUCAAACAAUGCUGGCACCUUGCAUCCGAUUGAAAUAGCAGCCUGGAGUAGUAUUUUACCAUAUAUCACAUUUUGUGUUCCUGUUACUGUUUGUAAAAAAAAAAAAAAAAAAAAAGUUGUGGCAGGAGUCAAUAAACACUGGGUUGUGUUAAA